Messenger RNA from Phyllostomus hastatus (greater spear-nosed bat), 2950 nucleotides. RefSeq names its product DDB1 and CUL4 associated factor 17 (gene DCAF17). The coding region runs from base 430 to 1968 and encodes 512 amino acids. The record is from RefSeq and is a predicted model, not a curated record. Gene Ontology annotation, biological process: protein ubiquitination. The transcript is spliced from 14 exons. Lineage: Eukaryota; Metazoa; Chordata; Mammalia; Chiroptera; Phyllostomidae. Gene Ontology annotation, cellular component: Cul4-RING E3 ubiquitin ligase complex.
UGGUGCCGCUUCGGGAGUCGGUGUUCGGUCUCUGUUGUCUGAUGGGAACUGUAGUUCUGGGAGCAAGCCCGGCUCCCUCAGAGGGCACCGGGAACUACAUUUCCCGAGGAGGGAACGGCCCCGGCAGGCCAAGCGUUCUGGGGGCGACGCAGCCGCAGCCGGGUCCAGAACCAGAGGGUGUUCGGGGACCAGGCCGUAAAGAGGGGUGGCUUUUCCUUCUCUCUUCCUGGUGCCCAGGCGGUGCCGGCUGUGUGCCCUUGCCCCAUUGCCGUGCGUCCCCUGCCCGGCUCCCUUGUUUUUCCUAGUCCCCGCGGGGAGUUGGGGCCCCGAGGUUCCGAGGUAGGGGUCGCCGUCCCUCGCGGGGGGUUAGGGGCGCGCCCCUCCUCCUCGGCCCUGUCAACUUCGCGGCCCGGCCCGGCCCGCGUCUCUAUGGGCCCCACCCGGAAGCCCAACGUGUGUCCCCGGCUGAGUCGCCGGGCGCUGGGCUUCUUCUCGCGCGACGCAGGCGUGGUACAGAGGACGAACCUGGGCAUCCUGCGGGCGCUGGUGUGCCAGGAAAGUACUAAAUUUAAGAAUGUUUGGACUACUCAUUCCAAGUCACCUAUAGCCUAUGAAAGAGGAAGAAUAUAUUUUGAUAAUUAUCGGUGCUGUGUCAGCAGUGUUGCAUCAGAACCCAGAAAACUUUAUGAGAUGCCAAAAUGUUCCAAAUCAGAAAAAAUAGAGGAUGCUUUAUUAUGGGAAUGUCCAGUGGGGGAAAUGCUGCCCAAUGCAUCGGAUUACAAAUCCGCACUCAUAGCACUGACUGCUCAUAACUGGUUACUUCGUAUAUCAGCAACUACAGGAAAAGUCCUUGAGAAAAUAUAUCUUGCUUCGUAUUGCAAAUUCAGAUACUUGGGCUGGGACACUCCUCAGGAAGUCAUUGCAGUGAAGUCAGCAUUGGCCCGACAGGCAGGCCCUCAACAGUCUGUUUUGCUGUACCUUGCAGUGUUCCAUGUUCUACCUUUUUCACUCAUAGGGAUUCUGGAGAUCAGCAAAAAGAUUUUCGGGAACGUUACAGAUGCUACGUUAUCUCAUGGAAUACUGAUUUUGAUGUACAGCUCAGGACUGGUCAGACUCUAUAGCUUCCAAGCCAUCACUGAACAGUUCAUGCAACAGAAACUUGACUUAGGGUGUGCAUGCAGAUGGGGUGGGACUACUGGAACUGUAGGAGAGGCUCCUUUUGGCAUUCCUUGUAAUAUUAAAAUCACAGACACGCCACCGCUGCUCUUCGAGGUCUCUUCCCUGGAGAAUGCCUUUCAGAUUGGAGGCCAUCCUUGGCACUACAUCAUUACACCUAAUAAGAAGAAACAGAAAGGAGUUUUCCAUAUUUGUGCCCUUAAAGACAAUUCCUUGGCAAAAAAUGGGAUCCAAGAAAUGGAUUGUUGUUCCCUAGAAUCUGAUUGGAUCUAUUUCCAUCCUGAUGCUUCUGGUAGAAUAAUACAUGUUGGCCCAAAUCAGGUCAAAGUUUUAAAGCUAAAAGAAAUAGAAAAUAGUAGUGCCCAGCAUCAGAUCUCUGAAGAUUUUGUCAUUUUGGCCAACAGGGAGAACAAAAAUGAAAACAUACCCACUGUUACUGCUUCUGGACGGGUGGUAAAAAAGAAAUUUAACCUUCUGGAUGAUGACCCAGAACAAGAGACUUUCAAAAUCGUGGACUAUGAAGAUGAAUUGGAUUUGCUUUCUGUGGUAGCUGUUACCCAAAUAGAUGCCGAAGGAAAAGCUCACCUAGAUUUCCAUUGUAAUGAAUAUGGAACUUUACUGAAAAGCAUUCCACUAGUGGAGUCAUGGGAUGUGACAUACAGCCAUGAAGUUUAUUUUGACAGAGACUUGGUGCUGCACAUAGAGCAGAAACCCAGCAGGGUCUUCAGCUGCUAUGUUUACCAGAUGGUCUGUGACCCUGGGGAAGAAGAAGAAACCACCAACAGAAGUUGAAAAAAAGAGUGAGAUCAUUUUAAAUUUUGAGAUGUAACAUAUGAGACUUUUAGCCAUACACCCCAGCAACUGUGUCCAGUCCUUUUUAUUACCCAUAUAUCAAGUUCUCCAGUAUUUUCCAGAAAAGAUCUUGUAAUUACUUUGGAUGACUGUGACUUCUUUUGUAAACUCUUGCCAUACAGGGUGGUGAGAACUUCAUCUUAUGUAAAGGAGUUUUAGAAUGCCCCCCCCCCCAAAGAAGCCUAGACUUUUAGAGCUUUUACCUAGGUGGUGGUAAAUGUAAAAUGUAUUUCAAUCAGGUGUUUAAUAUGGCUCUUAAAGGGUAUUGUGGAAUUGUGAUUGCUAAGACUAAGAAGGAGAGACAAAAAGAAAGAUAAAAAAGAUAAGGGAAGAAAUCCUGUGUCCUCUAUACCAAACUUUGCUUAAGGAUGAGAAAUGACAUCUGGAAUGUGAAAACGUACUUUUGAACCAAAAAUGUGUCAUUGCAGUUUUUUUUAAUCUUAUACAUGUGUCUAUGUUCUAUAUUUGUACAGAUUAUUUUUUCUUCCAUGGCUUUAUUCUCUUGGCUUGAUGUUUCCUUUGAUUAUUUGUGUUUCUAUCAUAGACUAAUGUAAAAGGUUCCAAGCAAAAUUUAAGUGAAAUUUUUUCCAAUAUGUAGCUUGUUUAGCUGUUGAUUAUUAAAAAUAUUAUACUUUUUCACCAUUUUGUAUAUUUGGUGUAUCUUCCAAUUGUGCUUAGGCAAUAUUUUCACACCUGUACAAUAAGAUAAAGGUACUCCGGGUUGCACCGGUUCCGCUCCUGCAGAAGAGCAGGUAGUUCGGGAGUAGUUUGGGAGAUGACUACUUAGCUACAAAAAACUGUUGGCUUUAUCAUGGUUGUGAAACGAGUAUUUUUUUCUUCUUUGUUAGAAUUGAUCCAAAUAUGACCCUUGAACUCAGAUAAUCAUUCUUCAGAAUGUUAAAUAAAAGCAACCUAAGUAAAA